Molecule: messenger RNA, 1713 nt
Organism: Peronospora matthiolae
Lineage: Eukaryota; Oomycota; Peronosporomycetes; Peronosporales; Peronosporaceae
Source: the annotation of a GenBank genome assembly
AUGUCGUUCAACCUGCGCACUCUUUUGGUGGUACUCCUUUGGUUGGGCACCUUUCCCAUCUCUUCAGUUGUUGUAGGACAAGAAGAAGCCCAAGAAUGCAGUGGUCAUGGUCAACUCCAUGGUAACCAUUGCCACUGUGCCGAAGGCUUCAAGAGCGAAGGUGUCGAGUGCAUUGCGAGCUCGAGCGCCAGUUCGUGUCCAGCUGGAGGUAUCGCGUGGGAGCUCUCCAUGGCCCUAGCUCUUGAAAACGGGACCUACGACCUCUCCUUUGUUGACAAUGCAGAGAACAUGGCCAUGUUUGUACUGCCCAUGGACGUGGCUGCAGAUCAACCGGUUACAGUGGAGGACCUCGAGUCGUCAAUUGAGCAGACGACACUGUUGUUGGACGACGUGGCAUUGCCUCGCCAUCUUGUCAAGGCAUCCCGUGACAUGGCCCCGACCGAGAAAUUGCUGUAUAUUAUCCAGCGCAAUGACGCUGAAGAACUCGCAGCCUUGCGAGCUGAGUGCGAGGCUAAUCCGGACAACACGUGGCACAUUGACCACUGCGAUGGACCGGGUGGCCACGAUCGUCGCCGUCUUGCAGCCAUGUCGAUCAGCUUGGUUGUCAACCAAACGGGGUACUAUGCUUUCCAUAUGCAGCACAACGCAAUCGAAGAGUUCGGCAUGCAACUGCUUGACAGCAGUGGACAAGAGGUUCAAGUCGCACUCGCGAUUGCUGAAGCAGAUGCAGAUGCAUCGAGUGGAAAGAAGUCUUCACAUAGGAAGGCGUCAGCGUCCGUAUGGGGGAAAACCAUGGGCGCCGUUGCUAUCGUUGCAAUUCUAUCGAUCGUUGGCAUCUUUCUCCUCAUCCUGCGCAUCUCUGCACUGGACAAGAUGAUGGAUGCAAUGGUGGCGCUAUCGGCAGGGGCAUUAUUUGGUGCCGCUUUCCUACACAUUUUGCCGGAAUCCAUUGAAUUCUACAGCGACUACGGCCAGAUGGAACUCGCCUUGAGUUCCAUGUUCACGUUCGGGUUUGUCGUUGCUAUGAUCGUCGAGAUGGCGCUCGAGCUCUGGAUGAGCAAAGUCCAAACCAGUGAAGGGGAUAGCCAGGUGCCUAUGUCCGUGAACUCACCGAUGAAUGGUACACCAGCCAAGCAGCCCGAAACAUCCGAGACGGCUGACUACUCAAACGGGAACUUGCCUAUUCUCGUUGGACGCGAGUCAACGAGGAUCUCUCCCUUCAGUUUGAACGUCAACUGGCGAGCAAUCAAACCUAUGGCGUACAUCAUCCUUAUCGGAGAUUUGUUUCAUAACUUUGUGGACGGCGUGCUGAUUGCGACGGCGUUCCUCGCUUGUGAUGAUACGCUUGGGGUAUCGGUGACCGUCUCGUCCAUCCUGCACGAGCUGCCGCAAGAGUUUGCGGACUUUAUCAUUCUCGUCGAGUCGGGCUUUACACCGUUCCAAGCCGUGCUGUUUAAUUUUGUGAGCGCACUGACAGCAUUCAUUGGGGCUGCUGUGGUGCUGGCUGCUGUGCCCGUCACGAACGAAACCAUGGGACUGCUACUUGCAGUUGGAUCGGGUACACUUGUGUAUAUUGCGGGCACGGAUCUACUGCCUGGAGUACUGCGCGUGAAGUCGUUCGGCCAGUUUGCCGUGCACCUUUUCAUGUUCGCAGUUGGGGUUGGAGCGCUGGCGCUCACGACAUUGCACCACGUGCAUUGCAACGCCGACUGA